UCGUUGCUUAGCAAUAAUAUUUGCAAACACAUUGCUGCCUUGACAACCAGUUGUCCGGUCUGAAGUCCAGAGUUGAGGAAAUUACAUUAUCGCCUCUGCAGCUAACCAUGGCGUUGCCGAUGCUGCCUGGAAAUUCAACCAAUAGAAAUCUUGGAAGAGACAAAUUUCAUAAAUCUCAGCAUUUUGAUUAUUCGAACGGAGUGCCCUUGAUGAUUGGGGCAGAAAAGCCUGGCAUUGGAGGGGAACUGCUUCUGGGGCAGAGGGCAAGACCCAAGUAUUCCCUUUUUCCUAAAGGAGAGGGUAGUGAUGCCCCAGCAUGGGUAGCCUUUGACAAACAGGUCCUGUGCUUCGAUGCGUAUUUCCAAGAAACUGUUCCUCAAAGUAGGGAAGAAAAAUAUAGAGUACGAAAGUGUAAGAUUUACUUCUACCUGGAGGAUGACACCAUACAAGUGGUGGAACAAGAGCUCAAAAACAGUGGGAUCCCCCAGGGGACCCUGAUACGCCGCCACCGAAUUCCUCUCCCACCUCCUAAAGAUGACUGCUUCUACAAUGUGCAUCAUUUUAAAAUCAAUCAGGAGAUAGCGCUCUAUUCCAGGACCUUUAUGAUUACAGACUGUGACUCCUUUACACACAACUUUCUGAGGAAAAUUGGUGUGCGCCUAAAGCCCAGUGUUUCAACGCCAGCUGAUCCAUAUACCACCCAACGACAACAGAUGGAGGAAAACAUGAACCCAUUGCGGCCAUAUGAACGAAUAGAUACUCUGAAGCAAUUUUUGGAACAUGACUCCAAAGUCUUGCGCUUCAGUUGCUAUUGGGAUGAUACUGAGAGCAUGUUUGGAGAACCACGAGAAUUGAUCUUGCAUUAUUUCCUGGCAGAUGACACCAUAGAAAUUUACGAAGUUCACUUUCCGAACUCAGGUCGGGACGCUGUUCCUAAAUUUUUGCACAGGGGUAGGCUUCCUAAGCAUGCUCCUACUCCAAAACAUCAGCCUGGGGAAAUAACAGACCGCACAGUCCUUAAUGUAUUUGGACCAGUCGGACAUGGAGGACGGUAUAUUUUGGAUAGUCUUAAAACUGGGGCUGUAGAAGAGGAAUUCUUCAAAGACAGUGAUUUGACUAUCGGUGGCAUCAUUAACGUGUGGGGUCGUAGGGUGCUGAUAUGUGACUGUGACAACUUCACUAAAGAGUAUUAUCGCUCCAAAUACGGCAUUGAGGACUUUACACCUGUCUCAAACAAGGCCCUGUCCCCUGCUAAACCAUCCAGAAAGGUACCACCCUACACUGGAUAUGGAUCUGAGGAAGACUCGCUGUGCUCCUGUCAGGGUUUGUUGCCCAAGCCUCCGCAGAAAGACUUCAGGAAGCUGAUGGAAAAAGACAGGCAAGGCCUCGUGAGCAACGUGUUGAGAUUUGCAGGCAAAAUGCUAACAGACAGCCCUAUCGACAAGGACCGGGUUUUCAUAAUUUACUUCUACCUCAGCGAUGACACCAUAGCAGUUUUUGAACCUCCACAGAGAAACUCAGGUAUCAUCGGGGGUAAGUUUUUGGAGAGAAGCCGAGUAAAGAAACCAGGACAGGAGCUCUUUAAAAGCGAGAUGUCAGAGUAUUUCACAGCUCAGGAUUUGUACAUCGGAGCUAAGCUGCAUCUGAACAGUCAGCCCUUCCAAUUGAUUGAUGCUGAUGAAUUUACAUUCAGUUAUAUGGAGCAGCAUGCAGAGGAGUUCCCAAGGUCCAACGUUGGCACCAUUAUAAGCAAGAUAAAGUCUAUCAGGGAGGAGCAGAAGAAGAAAGUAAAACAGUUCCUCAUGAUGAGUGAUCCAGGCAACACUGGCUUCGUUUCAUAUGAGUCAUUCAGGACUCUACUGGCCGAUAUGGGCGGUCAGUUGUCCGAGCAUGAGAUCAUGACUCUAGGUCGCACAUAUUCACUGCAGGAGCAGCCAGAGAUGGACGUGGGCCUUAUGCUUGCUGUGGCUCAGGAUCAGCUGAAGAAGAAACACUUUGAGUACUUCUCAGAUAUGGUGCAAGCUUUCACACAUGAGGAUCGAGACAGAUCAGGAUAUCUCUCCUCUAAAGAGGCACGGAUCAUCUGCAAAUCUUUUCGCCUGCCCCUUUCCGAUGACUUUCUAAGAGCUCUUCUCAAGAAGUUUCACGAUGAGUCUGAAAAGAUUGACUACCACGCCUUCAUAUCAGGUCUCAACUGGAGAGAGAACCCGGCCCCUGCUGUGCUGCCAGAUGUCACCUUGAAGUUUGAUGUCGACUGGAGAGGGGAACCUGCAGGCCCUGCAGUUAAAACCAUCAACUACUUGUUUUUGCUGGAGGAUGUGUUUGGUAGCACCACAAACUUUGAGAACAACCCAGUGGGACCCUCGCUGGCACCACAACCAAAUCAAGAAAUUUGAUGAACUGUGUGUAUUACAAAGAUUAAAAUUGCAUUGAUGCGCA
This is a messenger RNA of Triplophysa dalaica, 2439 nucleotides long. It is a transcript of the gene efhc2, whose product is annotated as EF-hand domain (C-terminal) containing 2. NCBI's taxonomy places the organism in Eukaryota, Metazoa, Chordata, Actinopteri, Cypriniformes, Nemacheilidae. The coding region runs from base 108 to 2396 and encodes 762 amino acids. Gene Ontology annotation, cellular component: microtubule. The record is from RefSeq and is a predicted model, not a curated record. The transcript has 15 exons. Gene Ontology annotation, molecular function: calcium ion binding. Gene Ontology annotation, biological process: regulation of neuron projection development.